This is a messenger RNA of Aspergillus heteromorphus CBS 117.55, 1488 nucleotides long. Its product is annotated as LysM peptidoglycan-binding domain-containing protein. The transcript has 2 exons. The coding region runs from base 1 to 1488 and encodes 495 amino acids. The record is from RefSeq and is a predicted model, not a curated record. Lineage: Eukaryota; Fungi; Ascomycota; Eurotiomycetes; Eurotiales; Aspergillaceae.
AUGGGAAGCCUCCCUACGCUCCUUCUGGCGGUGGCCUCCUGCUUCAUUCCAGCAGAGGCUGUCCAUUUCUCUUCUCAUGGAUAUCUUCAUGCCGCUCGGCAUCAUCAUCAAUCCCGCACGGUUGAUCCGAGCGUGUCAUUCCCUGGACUUUCCAUGUUCCCCAAUGGGAGUUUGUCUGGCUUGGAUCUGUCGUCGGCAUGUGAGGAUGCACUUUCUCAGAAGAUCUAUUGCGACGAGACGGUCUCCUCGCUGAUCACCGAUGACUACAUUGGUAGCUUUGACAAUUCCACGUUGACGGCAUUGGUAUGCGCUUCAAGUUGUGGAUCUUCGAUCGCGGAGCUUCAUGAGUCCGUCUCGGCCAGCUGCGGUACAACAGCGGACUUGAUACCCGGGAUUUCUUUUUUGGCCCUUGUCGAUGAACUCUGGAGCAAUUGGAAUCAGUCCUGCAUUACAGAUCCCACCACCGGCGAGAACUGCAAUGAUGAAAUUGCGUCGUUUGAUAAUGUUACUGCCCUAGCGGACAUGGCUACAUCUGAUUUGUGCUCCUACUGCUACGUGAAAAAGUUGGAAAUGAUGCAGGAGGAUGCCUUCUCAGAUGCAUACAACGAUGACUUCCAGUUUACUUACGAAUAUGUUGCUGCAAGCUGCAACCUCACAGUGGCCGAUUUCAACGCCACAGCGAGCGCUUUCAAUGCGUCAGUGCCGACGUCCACAUCCUCUUGUGUUUCUGGCGACAUGUACACAACUGUGGAGGGGGAUACAUGUGACUCCAUUGCCCUAGCCAAAGGAGUUUCAGCGGCCACCAUGUACUACACCAAUCCUAACAUCGUCAACUGCUCAGAUAUCUUGGCAGGAACCACUCUCUGUCUGCCCCUGAGUUGCACUGAUCUCUAUUCAGUCAAGGCCAAUGAUACAUGUACCUCGAUUGCUGUUGAUUACUAUUUAUCCACUCAGGAGGUGAUCAACUGGAACUCGCAGCUCAACUGGAACUGUUCGAAUUUGCAUUCGACCAAUCCCUACUGGGGCUCAGUACUGUGCGUCUCUCCUCCGGGUGGAACAUACACGGGGCAUGCAUUGAACACUACUGCAUCUGACUCUACAGAACCAGAGGCUGCAUACCCCCCUGCUGGUGUGAAAGUGGCCCCAGGAACUACCCUCGACUGCGGCGGGUGGUUCGUCAAUUCAGCCAGCUUGAACUAUACGUGUUCUGAGAUUUGUCUGUAUAAUGACAUACCCAUCCAUCUUUUCACUGCUGCCAAUCCCUCCCUCAAUUACACCACAUGUAACUCGGACCUUGUUGCAGGCUAUGCCUAUUGCAUUGACCCCCUGACCGGCUGGCAGUACAGCAAUGCCACAGCUACUAACAGUACUGCAAUCAUUACUGCCGCAACGUCCCCUACAGAGCCGACUCAGACGGGAAUUCCCGCCAACUGUGAUGCAUACUACGUUGCUCAAUGUACGUGCAAACUACCUAUAACCUUCAUAUAA